This is a messenger RNA of Selaginella moellendorffii, 2173 nucleotides long. Its product is annotated as probable protein phosphatase 2C 33. Gene Ontology annotation, molecular function: protein serine/threonine phosphatase activity. The transcript is spliced from 6 exons. NCBI's taxonomy places the organism in Eukaryota, Viridiplantae, Streptophyta, Lycopodiopsida, Selaginellales, Selaginellaceae. The record is from RefSeq and is a predicted model, not a curated record. The coding region runs from base 617 to 2023 and encodes 468 amino acids. Gene Ontology annotation, biological process: protein dephosphorylation.
ACUAAUGGCGUUAGUGGCACCAUAGUACAAGGCUGUCCUUACAAGCGCCUCUCUGGCUGGAGCAAACAAGGCCUUCUCCUUCUAGGGCUCCUCUCUUCGACUCCAGCGUUUAGGGCUCGCAGAUCCCAGCUCCUGGCGAUGGCGACGCAAUGCCGCGGCGAUCAAUGCGGCAGGCGCUGGAGCGCGCGCCUCUCUCCGGCAGUGUGCUCCAGCAGCAGGGGUGUGAGAUCACGAUGAUCGGCAGCACAGUGGAAAAGAACAAGCGGCCAGCGGAGGAAUCACAGGGUGCGGGGUGCCACGCAUUGAUUUCCAGCGGUGCGCGGUACUAGUAGGUCCUGCAUUGAUGCGCGGCUCGCUUCUUUCGUUCCAUUCAUGAGAUAGCGGUGCGGGGGAGUGACAAAAGCUCUCUCGAGGCUCGAGUUUUUUGCAUACUAGGUACUGGUGGUCCGGAUAAAAGUCAAAGGGGACUUUUACGAGCUGAGAUCACAAAAGCAGGAAGAAAGAGGACUUGUCCAUCCUUUCGAAUCGAUUCCAUGGCUGGAUACUUCUACUACUGCUAAGGUGCUGGUUUUCUUCUUCGAUCUAUAGGAUUUGCUGCUGCUGCUUCUCGCUAGCAAUGGGAUCCUGCUUGUCCAGCGAGAGAGGAGCGCAGCAGAAUGGUGCUCCUAGUAGAUCUUCCCGGAAGACCUUGAAGAGGGAAGCAAAAGAAGUUCUUGCUGUAGAGGCCAAGAACGAUCAGCAGCUGGCUUGUUUCCCGGGAAGAUUGUGUACAAACGGAUCAAGUAAUUCGUGCUGCCUCUUCUCGCAGCAAGGGAGGAAGGGGGUGAACCAAGAUGCCAUGAUCGCUUGGGAGAGCUUUGCUUCAAGAGAGGACACCGCAUUUUGUGGUGUCUUUGACGGGCAUGGACCGUAUGGGCAUCUAGUGGCUCGCAGAGUCCGCGAUUCACUUCCACUCAAGCUGGUUCUUAACUGGCAAGAGUCCGAAUGUGCGAAGAACGACGAGAUCAAGAUCCCGUCGAAGAGAAACGACGAAGAAGGUGAUGAAGCCGCUGCUGAGUACGAUUUGUUCUGCACCUGGAAGGAUUUGCACUUGAAGGCAUUCAAAGUUAUGGACCGUGAGCUUCAAGUUCAUCCAUCCAUCGACUGCUUCUGUAGCGGGACGACAGCUGUGACUGUGCUCAAACAGGGCCAGGAUCUCUUCAUUGGAAAUGUUGGAGACUCGCGAGCCAUUCUAGGAACUACUGCUGAGGACGGCUCCUUCUCAGCAGUGCCUUUGACAGUGGAUCUGAAGCCGAAUCUUCCCAAGGAGGCCGAGAGAAUCCGUCAAUGCAAAGGUCGAGUUUUUGCUCUCCAUGACGAGCCGGAAGUUCAUCGGGUGUGGCUGCCGCACGAGAACUCUCCUGGCCUCGCAAUGGCCAGAGCGUUUGGAGACUUUUGCUUGAAAGACUUCGGCGUGAUCGCUGUUCCAGAGGUAUACUACCGCCGACUGAGUGACCGAGACAAAUUCGUUGUGCUAGCGACAGACGGGGUGUGGGAUGUUCUUAGCAACGAGGAAGUCGUCAACAUCAUAUCUUCACACCCGACAAGAAGCACUGCAGCGAGGACUCUUGUAGAGGCGGCCGUCCACGCGUGGAUGCUCAAGUAUCCAACCUCCAAGAUCGACGACUGUGCGGCGGUGUGUCUGUUCUUGGACACCGUCACGGUUUCUCAGGCCUCGAAUGGAGACAACGAGAACAAGACGAUAUCAACAGCAAGUCUUAGCUCAGCUCGCAGCUUUGCCGGCAUCACAGUGUCAAAAGGCUCCAGUGACGAAGAAGGAUCAAAAGAAGCUCCAGCAGUGGCAGCAGUGACAGGAGACGAGAAAGAUUCAAGAGACGAUGCGACGAGUAAAACCGGCGAGGAAGAGUCAUCCAAGUCGGAGUGGUCGGCUCUUGAAGGCAUCACCAGGGUGAACUCGCUGCUAAGUUUGCCGAGGUUUUUGCUGGGGGACAAGAGGCUCGGUGGCUCCAAGAGGAGGCGUUGAAGAAAGUAGCAGGGGAUCAAAGAGACCAUUCCUAUAAUCUUGGAGCUUCAAUCCAAGCACAGGAUUAUGCGAUAUGGUGCUUGGAAAUGGGAACAAAUUUGAAUUAAGGUUAUAUUAUUCUAUUAAGCGGUUAAGUUAUGCAAGUUCGAA